AAUAAGGAAGCAAACGCCGUCGGAACCGAGCUGGAGCUCCUCUACUGCUGUAAAGUGAAAGCAGAUCAGGCGACAGCACAGUAAUAGCAUUCAAGGCACGACGGCAGUGCUAAGGAAGUUAGCCGUCAAGCUAAUUCCUCCACAGACUCCAUAUUAUCUCAAAACUAGCAGUAGACAGACACAAACCUAAACAGAAAAAAAAAAAAAACAGAAACAGAAGGGGGGAGGAAGACACAGACGAGUAAGUACACUGCAGUGAGCUGCAAACUGACUUACUCCUCUUAAUCAGCCACCAUGGACCACCACGGGGAACCCCAGGAAGGAGCCAUGGGGCUGAAACACGAGGAGCUGCCGCAGAUGGAUGGGUCAUGUGAUGCGUGCGAGCCGGACGAGGCCCAACCAGCCACCCAAGUGUGCCACUCCUGCAGCUUCGCCUUCUGCCCCCUCCACGCUGACAGACAUGCCAGCAGCACACAUCACCCGCUAACGCCUUAUAACCACGACGAGACACAAGCUAAUGGACUUGGCACUGACAGAGACUUGAGAGUUGGAGAUGGAGCUGAGGAUGAGGCCGGUGCAGAGAGGGCAGCUGGAGUGGGCGCAUAUCAGGGGAUGGAACAGCUCGGGGUGGACGAUGGAGACGCGAGUGGUGAUGCUGAAGGAGCGCAGAACGGUCUGCACCCGGAGGCUGAGCUUGGUGACGGAGCAGAGGGUGCAGGAGCAGGGCAGGAGGCCGGGAAGAGGGACACUGUCACUGUAGAGAGACUGCGCUGCAAGGAGCACGGACAGGAAGGCUCCCUCUACUGCAAACCAGAUGAGAAGAUAAUAUGUGUGGUGUGCGCCGUGCAGGGUGAGCACCGCGAGCAUGAGAUUAUCACCCUGCACGAGGCCUACGUGUGGCAGAAGAGCAGGCAGGGGUAUGACCUGCUGGGCUGCACACAACAGAUGGCUGAAAAGAUCAAGACCAAGUGGACCAACCCCGAGAUGUCCACAGAUGAGCUGGAGGAAUAUGUGAACAUCCAGUUCGAUGAGCUCCGCAGAUUGGUGCGUCUGGAGGAGAAGAGGACGCUUCACCUGGUAGACCUUAAAGAGGCGUUCCUGACAGCGUCAGCCGCUGAGAAAAUUGCCGAGAUCAGUGUCGAGACUGAGCGCCUACAGGAAGAGAUGGCCAACAUCACGAACCAGCUGUGCCUUUUGGAACAGGCGGAGGCAGGAGGUCCCGCAAUGGUCGCAGAGGCGCUCAUAGCAGCGCCCGGACCCGCCCACAGAGUGCAGCACGACAUUGAGGCCAGGCCAAGGCUACCGGAGCCGAGGGCGAACCCCAUGAUGGACCCCCGGGACUUUGACGAUUCCGGGCCAUCAAUGGACCACGCCCCCUGAUACCAACAGAGCCGACUCCGGCAACACCCACCUGUCCUUCAGCGUCCGCUUCAGCCGGUCGCCGGCCCUGUCAAACUGUCAGGCUGGCCCUCUCUCUGUCAGCCUUCUCCCUUUUACCCUGCUCCCCUCUCCUCCUCCUCCUCCUCCUCCUCCUCCUCCUCCUCUCGGUGCCUGCUGGCAGUGAGCUGACCUUGAAGAAGGCUGCCGCUGUGACAAAUAUAGAUGGCCACGUCUUUUCGGCUCCCAAACUUUUUUAAUUCCUCACCGGCUACUAACUUUCUUUAAUUGAAGCAAGCAAGUUAUGUGCAAUCAAUUACCAUCAGGCUCAAUUUUCCACAGCCAGUCAGAUCCUUGGCUUACUGGUGAGCCUGGCUGACUUGUGGCUAGGCAGCCAGGCGGAGCAUCUGCUAAACCCAACAGAUGUCAGGAAUGGGAAAUUCAGCAGCGUAGCGUCACAUCAUUUAUUCGAGAUAUAUUUUUGGUUCUGUCGUUUUGACAAACAUCCUCAGACUUAGAAAGGGGAACAUUUGUCAGAUGCCACAAUGCCUUACAUCAGUCGGUAGAAGAUGCUGUAUUAAAGUUGUUCUGGGAGCUCUGUUCUGAUUGUUUAACAAAAAAAAAAAAAAAACAGAAAAGGGAAUUUCUCUGGCUUUUGUUUUAUAAUAUUGCCUCUUAUACUUCCUGUCAUGUCGUUGCCUUCAUCCCUCCUUCCCGUCCCUCUGAUUCCCUCCGCUUGUGGACUCGCGCGCACUUCCUCGCGUGUUUGUCAGAUCUAUUAUCAGAAGCGGGGGACAUUUUGACACGUAUUGAUCGCUGAAUGCUGCUGAGUCUUUGUUGGGUGAAAAUCGAACUGUAAUUUGACUGUGCAAAAUAGCGCUCACGCAGUAUCAGCUGUCUGUGUACGGUAAUACACAGGUUCAUUACUCCUGGCCAAUCUGCAGCGCAUGACGGAUCACCGUCCACACAAAUGUAUGCACUUCCUACCUUGACCCGCUCAGCCAUAGCUUUUAUUCAUGAUGUACCCACCACAAGUCUGUCUGUAUCAGCAGUUUGCUUUAAUAUGAUUGAUUCUGUUGCCUUAAGUCAAAAUUGAAAGCCUGUGCUUCACUUGUAAUAUGUUUGACGACAGCACGACUUCACUACUGAGGCGCUGCAGGAAGAUGCACUGAGAGUUGUGUACACACCCAGGGGAAAUGUUGGAGUGUCAACAGCCUAUUGAAAAAAAAAAAAACCUCCAACUGCUCAUUUUUUUAUUCGACUGUCUGAUGUUUCCUCUUGUUUUUAUUUGUCUAUUUUUGUCUUAAAUCUAUAAAUAAAGAGCCUUUUUCUCAGAUUGAAUGUCAAAGAUGGCAUUCAUAUAUUCACUUUAA
Molecule: messenger RNA, 2750 nt
Organism: Acanthopagrus latus (yellowfin seabream)
Lineage: Eukaryota; Metazoa; Chordata; Actinopteri; Spariformes; Sparidae
Gene: trim44
Product: tripartite motif containing 44
Exons: 6
Coding region: 295-1380 (361 amino acids)
Molecular function (GO): zinc ion binding
Source: RefSeq, a predicted model, not a curated record